Molecule: messenger RNA, 2632 nt
Organism: Puccinia graminis f. sp. tritici CRL 75-36-700-3
Lineage: Eukaryota; Fungi; Basidiomycota; Pucciniomycetes; Pucciniales; Pucciniaceae
Exons: 3
Coding region: 1-2148 (715 amino acids)
Source: RefSeq, a predicted model, not a curated record
AUGGGCUGCUGGGGUUUCGAUCUUCAAGACCCCAGGGUAGGGAGUGGACCAGCUGAUCACCUAGAUGGCGGUGAACAUUUUUUGAGUGAAGACUCUGAUCUUCUUAAAUUUUUAUCGAUUCCCACUUGCUUGCAAAGCUCAAGCUCAGAAUUUCUUCACUAUGACGCCUCAAAUUUACCGCCAAAAACCGAGAAUUUUGACAAUGUCUCCUCAGCCGAAGAUCCUAUAGUCCAGAAAACUACAAACAAGUCGAGCAAAGCACAUAUAACCCAGCUUGGUCAAGAUCUUCCGUAUGAAGCCACGGUGCAGGAUACAUCAAAUGGUGAACUUGUGGUUGGUGGCAUUCAAAACCAAAAAACGGAAAAAAGUGUGCGUGGGGGGCGAGAUAUCUUCUCAAUCGUCACAAGUGCUUGGGAUGGCAGAACUGUUAGCCCUAAGGAUGCUUUCUUGGAUUAUGAUCACGUUUAUACGAAACUCGAAGACGAAGCUUCACGGCGUGUGAGCCAUAGCUGGAUAAAAGAUAAGGUUAUAACAAUGAAGACAAAUCAGCCCAUCGUCAAUCUCACAGAAAAUCCCUAUUCUCUCCUGGACGAACCUUCUCUUACGGCUGAUUCAUCUCCUCCCCACUUGGAUCAACGGCUAACUAUCGACACCAACGAAUUAUAUUCCUGCAAUUCAAGUCCUGGAAAACGUGUUUUGCAAUCACCCGAAGAAUCAGCAGCUUCUCAAUUCAGUCUACCCCCCCAAUGCGUGCCAAAAAACGCCAUACGUUGGACGCAUUAUAACUCUACCUCUCCCUCAAAUCUUGAGACGCAACUUCUCCCGGAACCUGGAAACUCGACGGCUGCAACUCCCGUGGAAAAAAUCCAUUCUCUCGACUCCAAUAUGAUCGUGAAAGACGAAAUGCCGUCCUCAUCUCACGGCCAAUCAAUACAUUUGAACACCCGAGAAGUGCCUACGUCCGGCCCGUCGGACUUAUUGGCUUGUAAGUCUUCAAGUGUCACGCCCAAUUGCGAAGAAUUCUCUGCUUCUUCGGAAGACGAAACAAGCACACUAGAAACAGAGGCGACUGUUUUGUGGUUUGAUGACAAGAGUGAGCAACCUAUGCGUCAUUCGGAGCAGAAAAAUCACAGUGAUCAAUUGAGACACAUAGAAGCAUCGAGCAAUAACUCUUCAUCAACAACGGAAGCCUUAAGACUUUAUCCGGAUACUUAUCAUGCGCCCCGCCAGUGUGAGACUCUGCGUCGGGAAAGCUCCAUGAACUCCACGAAGAAUGACUCAAAGCGGUCCGAAACCCCAAAGUGGCACCGGUUAAGCGCUACUGUCGACGGGUCAGUUGGGGAUAAUUCGCACAUGACAUCAAGCAAUCAAACGCAACUGGAUGACCAGGAUCCUGUCAAAUCAAGUGAUAUAACCAUCUUGGGACCCGAAUUGCGUGAUGAAAGUGCCGAUCUCCAUGAAGUUAUUGAGGGGGACGAGGGUCAACUGAGAUUGGUCGCCAGUGAGGAUAGUCUCGACAAUUUUACCCUUGGCGAUCAAAGCUCUGAAGAGAUUGAAAAUUACAAGACCACUGCCACUUCCUCGCUAACACACGUCCAUACAGUUCGGAAAACCGACAAGUCACGAGAACCCUCUGAAGCCGUUCAGAUGAACGAUGGAAAUCCUGUCAAGAAACGCCGAAGAGCUGAGAGUAACAACUAUCAUAUCUCAUCGCCAUAUCCACGAGUAACUCGAAGCUCCCUUGGUCUUUGCAGCAGCAAGGACGCAGGUUCGCCUCAGAUUUCAACCACGCCGGUCGAUCAUCCAGGGCGUGGCUCUCGCAAAACGUCAAGGCGCACAACUCAAAGUGGCUUCUUGAUCAAACCUAGUCCCUCACCGAACCAAACUCUUGAAAACGUCUUGGAUGACUCAUCUGGUCAUAUCCACUCGAUGGGUCCGAUCAUGUGCGGUCACGUGGACGAAAGGACGGGGGAAAAGUGUGAAACCAUGUUUAAGAGACCAUAUGAUCUCGCCAGACACAAAGAAACAAUACACGAUUCAGAGGGCCCUGGAGGCAAUCGCAAGCCUCAAUGGAAGUGUGGUCAGUGCGGUGGAGGAUUUAGUCGUAAAGAUGCCUUGAUAAGACACUGUAGAACACGGAACCACUGAGAUUCGCGACUGGAAUGUUUUUCAAAUCAAAGCAUGCAUCUUUUCAUGGCACCUAAUUAUUUCGAAAACGGUUUUGGAGAGAUCUGAAUCGUAGCCAACCCUUGAUAGAUCCAUGGGCUAAGAGGCAGUAGAUCCAAAAGUUUAGAAUAUGUAAUACACUGUAUGUUCAUAUCAGAAAGUUAGAUAAUAUAAAGAAAUGCAAGUCCUUGCCCGUUUUGUAUCUGUAGGUAAUGUGUUAUGUGUAUCUGUACUUGGGCAUCAUAUAACAAAAGAUAUGAAUCCUAUUGUGUUUAGCACACAAAUAUAAAAUUUGCUACAUAAAUAGUUGGCGCAUCAGUUCUUCUGUCUGUAUGAAUAUGUGAAAUGUAAUAAUAUAACUUACUCAACUGGUUGAUACAAUCCAUGAACUUUGGAUGGUUUCCUGAUUUUUAACAAUGAAUUCAAAGGGUAUUUCACUGUGAAAAAAAUCUUGCUGAACUGACAG